AUGCCUUCCUUCACCAGCAUCGUCUCCAUCCUGGCCGUCGCCGCCGCCACCGCCAUGGCAUUCGAGUACCCAGAGUACGAGGUUCCAUCCAAGAGCGUCGAACCCGAGUACAAGCCAGCCAGCAAGUCCGUCGACGAUGCCUACAAGCACGCCACCGCCGCUCCAAAGGAGACCUACGUCCCCCAACCAGCUGCCAAGGAGCCAGUCUACUUCACCACCUCCACCACCCGUCCCAUUGCCAAGCCCACCGCCGCCCCAGCCCCGUCCCAGGGGAACUGCAACGUCAACUCUGCCGUUGCUUGCUGCGACACUGCUGAUAAGACCCUCGGCAGCAACCUGCUCGGUACACUUGCGAUGCCCGGUCUGGCGUUCGCAUCCAGGUGUACAAAGGUGUUGAGAGUGAUGCCUCCUGGGGUCGACAUGGCCGCUUUCAUGGAUUCUGGCGUGAAAGCUUUGGCCGCGAACAUUGCACCAGAAGACUUCAGACAGCUCGAUACGAUAUCCUGCGCAAGACUCCUCGGAACUCCCUCGGCAACGCUCGCAUCUACAGCCGUGUCCAUCGCCACGAUAGCCAAAGCAUGUACAGCGGCGCCAAUCGCUGUAGCCGCGCCCAUAUGUGCUUCCGGGAUUCUGAGCACCGAUCCGAUCCUUUCCAGACAAUUCGCCGACAAGUCCCGGGGUCUUCAGGAUGGAUCCAAGCUGCGUGGGCAAGAACCCGAGGACCACAAUAUCUGCGCCCUUGACACAACCUACGAUGUUAUCGUCACCGAAAGACAAGUCGACUUUGCUAGAGUUCGAGAGGUCUUGCUUCAAUCUCUCCCGUGA
Pseudocercospora fijiensis CIRAD86 is the source of this 825-nucleotide messenger RNA. RefSeq lists its product as uncharacterized. Lineage: Eukaryota; Fungi; Ascomycota; Dothideomycetes; Mycosphaerellales; Mycosphaerellaceae. The transcript has 3 exons. The record is from RefSeq and is a predicted model, not a curated record. Bases 1 to 825 code for a protein of 274 amino acids.